AUGGGUGCGAGGCGGACGCAUCAAUUUCUGCUGUUGACUGCAGCUGUAUGCGCGGUAGCAGAUUUACCGUCAGAAAAAGAACAUGUGUCUUCAUGUUACAACAAUGCCGCCGUGUCUGUCCUUCGUCUUCGGCAAUGUUUGGACAUGAUCAAAACUUUCGCAUCGAAUGAUUCCAUGUUCUGGUUUGGAGAACGCUGGAAAGCGACAUGCACAAUGCCGCACAAUCGCUUUCUUUUCGACUCGUAUAUCACCGAUGAUUUCGCAACUGGAAAGAACUUAGGAAAGAUCUUUCGAGCCCUGCAACGGAACAAAAUAACUUUAGUGACAGUUCUUUACCUGUCAGAUGUGUCUGUGCAGAAACAGCGGAUCGAUUGCGACGUGCCCCGUGAACUGCAAAGUUAUCGAAGCCUCGGGGGUCGCCUGCUGCGAGUAAACCUGUUUGACAAAGCGUACCUGCGCGCGCUGAGGAUACUGCCUCAAAUGGUAUUUGUCUCGGAGCCAGGUGGUUAUAUUGGAUGCGAUCACGAAUAUGCGUUUGACAGAACAAAGAUCAUUUAUUCCUUUCCUGGCAUGAAGCCUGUGGCAUCAUGGCAUCUCCGCAAGAAACCUAAAGUAUUUUGGCCUGAAAUGGAAGCAUCUAAGAGCUACACUUUGGCUAUAGUUGACGCCGCCCGUGGUCAGCUUCAUUAUUUAGCCUUCAACUACCCAGGGGCUACUCAGUACCUUAACAGCUACCCCUGUUUCAUCGGCUUUUACUCGACUGACUUUGGCAUCAAUGUUUCUCAUGAUGAGAACAUACGUGGACUUUUUGGCCAAUGCCAGUUCCAGUUAUCGCCAGAAUUCUUCAACUUCCUUCUCGUCGGCUGUACUUCUGGAAUCAUAUUUUUGACGAUCAUCAAGAUUCUGUUCUUGUUCAGUUAG
Messenger RNA from Soboliphyme baturini, 921 nucleotides. The record is from the annotation of a GenBank genome assembly. Lineage: Eukaryota; Metazoa; Nematoda; Enoplea; Dioctophymatida; Soboliphymatidae.